Enterobius vermicularis (human pinworm) is the source of this 1260-nucleotide messenger RNA. NCBI's taxonomy places the organism in Eukaryota, Metazoa, Nematoda, Chromadorea, Rhabditida, Oxyuridae. The record is from the annotation of a GenBank genome assembly.
AUGAUGUUGAGUAUCAAAGAUGAUGGAAGUCUUUAUUCCGCGUGCUCCUCGAGUUCUUCGUCACCGGUAUCUUCUGAAAAUAAUCAGCGAUCAUCUGUGUCGCUCGAUGCACCGGAGAUUUGUUCCGGUUGGCGGCACUGGACGAGACGUUAUCUAUCUAAAAUAAAUGAUCUAGUUUUGGAGGUACCAAUGGGUAACACAGAAGGGAUAACUAUCCAGGGUUCCUUUAUGGGAAGCAACGAGCAGGCGCUUGGAUGUGUAGAAUACAUAAUUUCGAGGAUAGACGUGUUGAGGAACUUAAGUAUUAAGUUUUGUGGGUCAUCUGUCAGCAUGUUGAAUGUUGUGUUGGACUACUUACUUCAAUGCGUUUCAGACAAAGUACAUUUGGAAACCGUAACGAUUAGUGGUCGUCGUGGUGGUCUUAGAACCGAUCGACUAAGUCUUCUGAUGGCAAAGUGUGCCAAUACUUUGAAAAUAGCUGGCUUCAUUGGUGUUUCAGAGCUUGAAGGCGCUCUCAGUAGUAGGGCGAGGUUUAACUUGGAAAAACUGUCGCUAACGAAUCAUGAUUUACUGAACGAAAUGGAAGGUAUCAAUGGUUUGGCAGGAGAAAUGCGGGAAGCCUUCGUACGUAUUUGCUCAGGAAACCCAGAAAUCUUUGUCAAACAUCUGUCUGUUUUAACUGUGAACGGUUUCAACCCUGCUGUUGAUCCUUACAAUCAUUUUCUCAGACAUGCAGAUGUUUGCACUCUAAAUAUAUCGUUACAUUCUGGCGACCUUCUGGAUCCUUCCGAUGUGACUCCCGCACGUGUGCUUCCUUCUGUUCGUUCUUUUGCGAUUGAAAGUUUUCAGAAUCGUUUACGCCUUCCUGUUUCCUUCCGAAGUCUUUUCCCAUCACUUAUGGAAAUAUACGUCAACUCUCUUGAAAUCCCUCUGAAGGGUUUGGAGCAGGCGUUCGCGUAUGCUGCGGAAUGGCUAAGCAUGUAUACGGAUAAGAAACUGAACGGAGUGCUAAGCACGGAGGUGCAUUACGAGUAUGAUCCAGCAAGUUCAGAUAAAAUUCGUUGCCACUUGGAUGACAUUGAACGUUGUGGUGGAAAGUUACAGUUGCUGACAACUGAUACAUUUUGUCGAUGUGCUGCACAGUUUAUUGUAUCGAACGCAGACUGUUCGUUUCAGUUUAAAAUUCACUGUACUUCGGAUAUUUGGGUUUUAGCUGAUCUUCUUGAUUUUGAAUUUUCUUCUGUUCGGUCGGUUGCAUGA